UUGCUUUCCGGGUUGUGCUACCUCAUUUUCGUCCGCAUCCGGUUUGCCUAACAGCUUACUAACAAAUGAAAAUACUGUAGGACUGAGGCGAGAAACCUUGUUUUUAAACAUUAUUGGGCACAGAAUGGCUGUGGCCAUGAGUUCAACGUGCCCAGGCACAUACUGUGGCAGGAUGAUGUUCAAUGGAUCAGUGGAGGGAGAGUGUGGCGUUUGUCCUCGAGGAGAGCGGGCCAACCUCCAGAAGGUGUGCCAACGCUGCACUGAAUCCCCUGAGCUCUACGACUGGCUCUAUCUGGGCUUUAUGGCCAUGUUGCCCUUAGUGCUGCACUGGUUCUUCAUCGAGUGGUACUCUGGAAAGAAGAGUUCCAGCGCUCUGCUGCAGCACAUAGCAGCCAUGUUGGAGUGCAGCGUGUCGGCCGUGGUCACCUUGCUGGUCACCGAGCCGGUGGGGGAGCUCAGCAUCCAUUCCUGCCGAGUCCAGAUGCUGUCAGACUGGUACACCAUGCUCUACAACCCCAGUCCGGACUACGUCAACACGUUACACUGCACGCAGGAGGCUGUCUACCCGCUCUACACCAUCGUGUUAAUCUACUACGCGUUCUGCCUGGUGCUGAUGAUGCUGCUGCGUCCUCUGUUGGUGAAGCAGAUAGCGUGCGGCCUGGGCAAAUCGGAUCGCUUCAAGAGCAUCUACGCUGCUCUGUACUUCUUCCCCAUCCUCACUGUGCUGCAGGCGGUGGGCGGAGGACUGCUCUACUAUGCGUUUCCCUACAUCAUACUGGUCCUGUCUCUGGUCACACUGGCUGUUUACAUGUCUGCCUCGGAGAUACAGUCUUUUAAGAACCUCGUCACUAAGAAGAAGCGUCUGGUGGUCCUGUUCAGCCAUUGGCUGCUCCACGCGUACGGCAUCAUCUCUAUCUCCCGAUUGGACAAGCUGGAGCAGGACCUGCCCCUGUUGGCCCUCGUGCCCGGUCCCGCCCUCUUCUACAUCGCCACCGCCCGGUUCACAGAGCCCAGUCGCAUCCUGUCGGAGGGCGGCAACGGACACUGACAUUGUUGACCGACCAAUCCAACAUCGAUACAGUUUUUACAAAUGUCUCCGGUGCAAACCUUCAGCUCCCCGCGCUGAGAGAUUGGGCUUCAGCGUCGGGGUUAAUGCCAUCACACGUGCUCAGUGGUCAUAACAGGAUGACAUCACAAAGUGCAAUAUUUAACAUUGGGGAAACAACUUCAUCAUCUACUCCAAAUGGCGUGCAAGUAUAUAAGUAGGGCUGCAACCCACGAUCAUUUUCAUCGGCGAUUAAUCUGUCGAUUAUUUUUCCGAUUAGUUGUUUGCUCUAUAAAAUGUCAGAAAAUGUUUAAAACAUGAGGACCAGUGUUUCCCAGAAGCCCAAGAUGAUGUCCUCAAAUGUCCUAUUUUGUCCACAACUCAAAGAUAUUCAGUUUACUGUCACAGAGGAGAGAAGAAAC
Sander lucioperca (pikeperch) is the source of this 1467-nucleotide messenger RNA. It is a transcript of the gene jkamp, whose product is annotated as jnk1/mapk8 associated membrane protein. Gene Ontology annotation, biological process: response to unfolded protein. The transcript has 7 exons. The record is from RefSeq and is a predicted model, not a curated record. Lineage: Eukaryota; Metazoa; Chordata; Actinopteri; Perciformes; Percidae. The coding region runs from base 125 to 1048 and encodes 307 amino acids. Gene Ontology annotation, molecular function: ubiquitin protein ligase binding. Gene Ontology annotation, cellular component: membrane.